Nicrophorus vespilloides is the source of this 1227-nucleotide messenger RNA. Its product is annotated as KRAB-A domain-containing protein 2-like. The transcript has a single exon. The coding region runs from base 1 to 1227 and encodes 408 amino acids. NCBI's taxonomy places the organism in Eukaryota, Metazoa, Arthropoda, Insecta, Coleoptera, Silphidae. The record is from RefSeq and is a predicted model, not a curated record. Gene Ontology annotation, molecular function: nucleic acid binding.
AUGGAGCAAACGUUAAAACGGCUACCACAAAACGAACAGAACGAAGAAGUUGAUGACGAAGAAGAACUUCGAGUCGCGUUCCACGAUCGACUGAAACUCAUUCGGAUCUCUGUGAAUUCGCUGCUCAUCGAGAACGAGCAGAGCUACGGUAAACUGCUGAAGGAGGUGGAGGAGGCCAAGACGAAGACGAAGAAGUCGUGGAAGGAUUACAGACGAUUCAAGCGGUUCGACGUAGUGGCGGACGGUGCUGAGGGGGAGAAGCGUUUGAUCAGUCCUGUUGCGGAGGAGGAUCAAGACUACAAGUUCUACAUACACAACGGGCAGAUCUUCGACAUCAUCCACGAGGCCCAUCUCGGCACCGGUCACGGCGGCAAACACAAACUGGAGCAGUACCUGAAAAGCAGAUACGCGAACGUCACCAGGGAAGUGAUCAAGAUCUAUCUGGAUCUGUGCGCAGAGUGCAAGAAGAAACGCACUUCGGCGGCGGCAGCGCUCAUCAGCACAGGCAACGAACGUCGUCGUCGACAGCAGCUGCAGCAACAACGACAAGUGGUUAAGAGACGAUGUUCGUCAUCGUCGAUGAUGAAAAGUGUUAAGGUCAAGGAGAGGCUGUAUCGAGCGACUGUGGACAUCGUCGAUAUGAGCGAGUCUGCGGACGGCGACAACAAGUACAUCCUUCAUUACGAAGACUGCAGCACCAAGUUCUGCCUGCUGCGUCCGCUGAAAACGAUAGUUGCAGUCGAAGUGGCCUACAACUUGCUGGAUAUAUUUUGCAUUUUGGGCGCGCCCGGCUUGCUGCAAUCCGCAGAAGACGGAGGACAGCUCGCAUCGGACGUUAUAGAGGAGCUGAAGAUGAUGUGGAGCAGCUUGAGUUGCGUGAGCCACGGUGGUUACAAUCGCAACGGCAACGGCGAUGACAUCAAAGAUUCGGUCGUGUCGUGGAUGAGGGAAACGAAUUCGACCAAGUGGAGCGAAGGAUUGCGUUUCUGCCAAUUGCGACGCAACAUCUCUCCUGAAUGCAGGCAAAGUCCGUACGAGGCGCUCAUCCGCAGGAAACCGAAGAGACUUUACCAGGAGGAUUCCAGCAUCGUCGAUGCUACCCGUAGUAUGGAGCACGAGGAGAUCGUCGUCGAACCGGACCUUCCGCACUUUUGUUCGAUUCAGUCUAGCGAAAUCAUCCCGUGCUGCAACUGCAACAGGAAACCUGCAAAGAUCAGGAAGAAAUGA